AAUCAACAAUGUGUAGGACACUAUGUUGUGCCAGUAGAAAGCCCAGAGGCGAAGAACGUGUGUGGCGACGAAAAACAACACCCCAGAAUGUGGAUUUCCCACCAAGACUUCCUAAGAAAAAGAAAAAACCAUUCCCUAUUCCCUUUAAGGAGAUCAGGCAGGCUGCUAAGGAGGACAAAAAACUUGCAUUGAUGGGAAUUGAGAAGCCUCUUGAGCCUCCAAAGAAUGGAUUGCUUGUUCCAGAUCUAGUUCCUGUUGCCUACGAAGUAUUUGAUGCUUGGAAGCUUUUGAUCAAAGGCCUUGCACAGCUAUUGCAUGUCAUUCCUGUACAUGGCUGUAGCGAAUGCUCAGAAGUUCAUGUAGGUCAGACUGGUCACCUCAUUCAGGAUUGUCAAGGUCCUACGAGUUCAAAGCGGCGCGGCUCCCAUGCUUGGGUCAAGGGAUCUGUCAAUGAUAUACUUGUCCCAAUUGAGUCCUAUCAUCUAUUCGACCCCUUUGGUAGGCGCAUUAAGCAUCACACACGGUUUGAUUACGACCGGAUCCCUGCUGUUGUUGAGUUAUGCAUUCAAGCUGGUGUUGAUAUCCCAGAGUAUCCUUCACGGCGACGGACCAACCCUGUACGGAUGUUAGGGAAGAAAAUACUCGACAGAGGUGGAUAUUUAGAGGAACCUAGACCAUGGAGCUCUGCAGAGUCCUCUUCUCUACUUGAAUUCGAUACUUACAGAGCUUCUGAGCGAUUUCCAUGCCCCCCGUUGUCAGACAUACCUGAAAUUGCACAAGAAACAAUAGAUGCAUAUCAAACAGUUAGAAAGGGUGUCAGGAAGUUGAUGAGGAAAUACACUGUGAAAGCGUGUGGUUAUUGUUCAGAGGUUCAUGUCGGACCGUGGGGUCACAAUGCCAAGCUUUGUGGAUCAUUUAAGCACCAAUGGAGGGAUGGAAAACAUGGUUGGCAGGAUGCAACUGUGGAUGAAGUCUUUCCUCCCAAUUAUGUGUGGCAUGCCAGAGACCCUGGUGGACCUCCCAUGAGGAAUCAACUGAAGAGAUUUUAUGGCAAGGCUCCGGCCGUGGUCGAAGUUUGCAUGCAAGCCGGAGCUCACUCCCCGGACGAGUACAAGCCCAUGAUGAGACUUGACAUUGUAAUCCCAGACAAUGAGGAAGCAAACCUGAUUGUAUGAUUAGAUUUGAGUAAAUGCAGGGCUCUUAUACAUGCAUAAUCAUGAUUCAUCAGAAAUCAGAAAAUGCUUGAUCCAUUCAGUAGCUGCUUGCUGCUUCUGUGCAUCCAAUUUUAGUAUGUAUAUAUAAUAUAUAAUAUAUAAAGUAGGUUAAAUAAGAAUAAACUAAAUUUUGG
Molecule: messenger RNA, 1348 nt
Organism: Arachis ipaensis
Lineage: Eukaryota; Viridiplantae; Streptophyta; Magnoliopsida; Fabales; Fabaceae
Source: RefSeq, a predicted model, not a curated record